Messenger RNA from Podarcis lilfordi (Lilford's wall lizard), 12813 nucleotides. The record is from the annotation of a GenBank genome assembly. NCBI's taxonomy places the organism in Eukaryota, Metazoa, Chordata, Lepidosauria, Squamata, Lacertidae.
AUGCAACGCAAGCAGUCCGGAGAGGCAGAGGGCCCGGCCAAGGGCAAAGCGCAGGAAGGCGAGCAGCCCCCCAAGGAAGAAAGCGAGCCCAAGGGCAGCAGAAGCCCUGGCUCUGAAUCCAGGCAAAGAUCCAACUCCGGCCACGGGCGCAAACACAGCAAAAAGCAUCAGGCCGACCCCCAUGCAGCUGCCAUUAAGACCUACUCCCCUUUUCUCAACACUGUCUUUGGCAAGGUGAGUUGCUGUCUGUAGCAGGAGGGGUUGCAGAAGGGAGAAGCGGGGCUGAGAGGCGAUGCGUCCUGGACAUCAGUGGCAAACUCAUGCUCCAAGGAGAUCUUUGUGUAGCCAAAAUGGAGCCAUCCACACACAUGAAGGUGGUAUCGGCAGGCUUGGGAGAAACCCAGGGUUUGCAGAAGUAGGGGGGAAAUUAAAUAAUAUUAAGGGGACACCCCUAUAACAGUCAAAUGAGGACUGAGCAGAUUCAGUAGGCAUGGGAUGCUGGCUAAUGGUUGAGAGGGCGUGAAAUCAAAUAGGGAGGUGGGCACGAACGUGCCUGGAAGUGUGACCCCUGCAUUUCGUUGCUGGUCCCACAUGGGGAAUGCAGAAAAGGGAACUAGGAAAGCGGAGCAGUAAGGGCUGAGUGGGCUCAGGAAGGACAAUGCGGAAAGUGGUCUAGGAAAAAUGGCAACGAAGUACAAGCAGCGUAUUGUGCAGAGUUGCUGGGUGGGGGCAGGUGGCCCAUUCAGUGUUGGCUCAAAGCUGAGGUGGUGUCAACAUGUAACAUGAACACAGGAGUGGCAACAGAAUGAUCUCCUGGGGUGGGAGUGAAAUGAAUGGGGCUUCCUCCCACCUUUGUAGUGUCAGUGAUGGGCACAGUGGCCAGCUACUUAUACUGGCACAAUAGUUACCUUUGCCACCUCUCCCAUUACGCUUCCACUGUGUUGUCCCAUUGUUAAUUGUGUUUCUUUAGGAUGUCAUGUAUUCAGCCGUUGAACUGUUUGCCAUCUUGUUUACCUGUUGAGAAAAGUUUUGAAAAGAAUUACAAAACUGAUGCAGGGAAAGUGGGCAGGCUGGUUUUGUGACCUCGCAAGCACUAGCCAAUCUUUGCUGUGCGCUGCUGGCUUUCCACUGCAAACUUGCAGAGCCAGGUUCCCCCUCAGAUUUUGACCCUGGAAAGACAAUGGUUUGCUUGAGCAGAGCAUCAUGGGGAGUGCACUUUGUGAGCAGCCCUGCUACCCAGUGCCGGAUUAACGUAUAAGCUAAACAAGCUAUAGCUUAGGACCCACUUUCUUGGGGGCCCCAAAAAAAUUAAAGGAAAGAAACAACUGGAUGUACAUUUCCAAAAUAUAAAAUAAAAAACAAAUAAAAUAAAACCUACAUACAGCAACAGUGGUUUGUGUUGUGUAGGCUCCUAUGAUGUAAGUAAUGGGCCCCGCCUGCUAUAUAAAGGGCCCCAUUACCUUCAGUAGCUAAACCUAAAUCCAGCCCUGCUGCUACCCAAGUUACAUGACUUUUCUCCACAGCCUAGCAUCGCAUUAAUGGAAGUUAGUUGUUCAUCAGAGUGUUUAAGUGUGAUAUCUUCACUGAAGAAGAGGGUAUAUUACUGGCAGUAAGGCAUGGAUGGAAUGCCUGGAGAGCAGGGAUGGCAAUUUAUUAGGAUGGCAGCUUGCAUGCUGAAUUUUCCAAAGCAGUAUAUUCCUACUGGGAAACUGAGAUGUGCUUUUUCUGUACACAUUAUAUAGAUAUUUUGAGCUACUGGCAGAACUCCUGCUUUGCCUACAGAAGGUGCCAAGCUCAGAAUAUCUAGUUAAAAAGAUUGUGGGAUGGGAAAGCCUGAGAUGCUGCCAGUCAACGUGGACAAUACUGGGGUAGAUGGGCAAAUGUAGCCUAAUCUGCCAGCAGUACAACUCUGUAAUACUGCUGCAUCUGUAUGCCCUAUUCCAGCCUUUUCCAAGCUGGCGCCCUCCAGAUGUUUCACUUCCAGCAUUAAAAGCCCUAAACAACUUGGGAUCAGGAUAUCUAAGGGACUACCUUGCCCACUAUAUUCCUGCCUGGCGACUGAGCUGCUCAGACAGGACACUGCUGAGAGGAUUGUGUGCUCCAGAGAUGUGCUUAGUCCAUGCUAGAAACUGGGUUUUGAGUGCUGCAGCUCCAGCUCUUGGGAAUUAAUUACCAGCUGAAAUCAGACAAGCACCUGGCAUUAUGAAGGUUAAGGCACCUACUGAAGAUAUUUCUGUUUACCUUUCCCAGAGGUGUAACCCAGUAAUUUAUAUUAGAUGAAAUGUUUUCACUGUUUUUACAGUUUGUAUGGAUGGUGUUAUUGUUUUAGAGUUUGCUGAAUUUAUUUUAUUGUUCUUAGAGUUUGUGUUCCUGUGUUCUAUUCCGGUUUUACUGCUUAGAUAGCUAUAUGCCAUCUAUACAAGUGAUCUAUACAUUUGUUUAACAACAACAACAGCAACUAUCAUCAGCCCUAGCCUGCAAGGUUGUAUGAUGCUGGGGCUGAUUGGAGCACAGCUGUGCUGGCUGGGGCUAACUGCCCAAAACAUCUGGGUGGCACCAGCCUUAUUCUCUCCCAUUACCUUGCCCUGAUGUAGGGGUCAUUGAUUUGUACAGCUUUGGAUAGCUCCGUGGUGCUUAUUUCCUGACAAAGGUUUCCUUGCAGAUGCAAAAGCUAGUCUUUAGCGCAGAGGCUGAGUGGGCUUCAGGAACCAGAACAGAGCAGAUCCACUUGGACACAGCAAGCAAGAGGGGUGGUGGAAGGCCCGUGAAGAUUAUAACUAGCCCUCUGCAACAUCCUGACCCCAACUUGAUUAGUUCAUAUAAAUAGCUGGAGACUGAGGAUGCCCUGCUGGGAGGGCAGGAAAUCCCAUUAGCCCUAGAGAUAGGUGGGGAGAAGGGCUGAAGGAACUGUAGCCUAGCCCUUGGGGGUUUCCCAAGGCUCUCUUCUGGUUGGGAGUGGGUUGAGGGGUCCCAUGGGGACACAGGCAGUCAGCUCCCUAAGAGCAGCAGCAGCAGCACCAGCAACAGCUUUUAGUCAACCUCCCUGUGCUAGCAGCCUUCUUCUAUUCACACAGGGAUGGCAGAGAAAGGAUCUGGUGAGUCAGUGAUCUGCUCUUGACCUCCAAUCCAUUUAAUCCAACCUUCAGCAGGUUAAUUUGGGAAGCGAUUUCUCAGUGGGGUGGAGGUGGGGAGGGUUGUUCUGAGCCUCAGUUUAUUAUGCAAUCUUCCCUCCGUGCUAAUGAGCUGCCUUACAAAGGACGGGGUGGAGGUGGGGACUUCUCAGAGGACACUGACAGGGAAAUAUUUGCUUAGCAGUAAAGAUAAGCAGGUCCUGUAACAAAAUGCUGCAGUGUACACUGGGCGUUUCACAGCAAAUGCAUUUCUGCAUAAAGUUCUUGACACAGUGAUAAUGCAUCAGAGGUGGGUUUAUUCUGCUUAUAGUUGCUCCUUGAUGCUUUCCCAGUGCUACCACGUUGUGGUCAUCUAGAGGGGCUAUAGCACGAUAAAAGCAGGACAAAAAUAAACCAGAACAUUUGUGAUAUCAACAAUUAUAGAGGGGUCCUAAAGCGUAUGUUCCUGUUCAAGGUUCCAGCCAGUCAGUCGUGCAGAAUACUCAUAUUGCAUUUCCCCAUUUUUCUAGUUUUCCUUCCCAAGCUGACAUUCAGAAUUCUGCACUGAGCAUAAUCAGUUCUCACUGGACUGUUUUGGGGGUUCCUUGCCCUUUAAGGCUCCCCCCAUACUCCUGUAUGCGUUGGAGUUUCCCCCAACCAAACAUGCUGCUACCUCCCUCUUGUUCUUUCAGUCGCUAUGUUUUGGCUUCAUUCCUGUUGGCGCUCACCAUCGGAGUUUAUUAUUUGAGGAAUAAAUAUGCUAAGAAUAUAUAUUGACUGACAUAGACUGAAUAUAUAUUGACUGACGUAGGCUGGUUGGCUCAGUGAGAGCUAUCAGCAACCCUGCUGAUACAAUAGGGACCCAUCAUAUUUAGAUACAGCCAGUGCUUUGUUUCUGGGGGGUAUGCAUACGCCUAAACAUUUUGUGAAUCUAAGUUUGGCCUCAUUGAGGGGCAGUAUUUCAACAUGAGUAGGAAAAUGAGAGUACCCCUAAAUAUUUUUUUAUUUUAUUUUUUAGAAAAAAGCACCAGAUACAGAGAAUCUGUUUAUUUUGGACAAAAUUGUUCACUUUGUAAUGUCCAGGUAAUCAUGUAUACUAGGGUGGCAGCCUUAAUUUCCUACUGUAUGAUUUUUUUUCUGACAAAUUGUUGAAAAGACAAGGAGGUCUACAUUUCAGUUGCUACGGAUAUUCCCCCCCCCAAAAAAAACUCUGGGUAUUAAUGGUGAGCUUUGAGAACCAAAUUAUAUACAAACAUCAUUCAGUCAGUAAGAUAUAAAUCUUGAUACAGUAUGGGAGAAAGUGAAAAUGGAACAAUUUGGAGGGUAGUUCAAUAAUAAACUUACUGAAGAAGAUUGCUGUAUACAGUACGUGUAAAGCUGAGUACAGUAGUACCUCGGGUUAAGUACUUAAUUCGUUCUGGAGGUCUGUACUUAACCUGAAACUGUUCUUAACCUGAAGCACCACUUUAGCUAAUGGGGCCUCCCGCUGCUGCCACGCCGCUGGAGCACAAUUUCUGUUCUCAACCUGAAGCUAAGUUCUUAACCUGAAGCACUAUUUCUGGGUUAGCGGAGUCUGUAACCUGAAGCGUAUGUAACCUGAAGCAUAUGUAACCCGAGGUACCACUGUAAAACGCUUUUGUUUUUGUUAUUUGGAAACUUUUUUAAACCUUUGUUUGACUACAUAAAAUGUACAUUUGACUGAAUACAUGUUGCUGCUGCACUGUGAAUUACAACUAUUUCCUGCAUAGAAUAAUAGAAUUGUAGAGUUGUGAGGGAUCCUGAGAGUCAUUUAGUCCAAACCCACUGCAGGAAUCUCAACACGCAGUUGCUUACCUUUGCAACAGGACUGGAGCUUUGCAAAUGUGCUGGCAAUUUUAUUGCUGCACCACUAGGAGGACAUACCUGACAGAACUGUAAUCACAUGAAGGAUUGUUUUUGAGGAAGAGGUGAUAUUUACUGGGACAUAUCAUGUGGGACAUAUUAGGGGACGCGGGUGGCGCUGUGGGUUAAACCACAGAGCCUAGGACUUGCUGAUCAGAAGGUCGGCGGUUCGAAUCCCUGCGAUGGGGUGAGCUCCCGUUCCUCGGUCCCAUCUCCUGCCAACCUAGCAGUUCAAAAGCACGUCAAAGUGCAAGUAGAUAAAUAGGUACUGUUUCAGUGGGAAGGUAAAUGGCGUUUCCAUGUGCUACUCUGGUUCGCCAGAAGCGGCUUAGUCAUUCUGGUCACAUGACCCAGAAGCUGUACGCCGGCUCCCUCGGCCAAUAAAGCGAGAUGAGCGCCGCAACCCCAGAGUCGGUCACGACUGGACCUAAUGGUCAGGGGUGCCUUUACCUUUACCUAUUAUGUGCCCUAACUUAGCAGCAAGACCAACUGAACUUAAUUAAAUCUUACUUCUGGGUAAACACAUGUAAGACUGGGCUGCACAGAUCCAAUCUGGAAUUUAAUAACUGGAAUACAAAAAGCAAACAGAUUCCAGGACAAAUACAUUAGGUCAUGGGGAAAAAUGCUGCACUGCACAUAUUAAUAAUCAGAUGUAUUACAUAAAGUAUGGUUAAGUCAUGCAAGUAUAUUUUGAGCGUGGUUGGAAAUAGAUGGGUAUUUCCUGAACUGCUUGAAAGGGGAACUGCAUAGUGCAAGACCAGGCAGCUUUUACUUACAUAAAUCAAAACAUUGGAGAAUAUAUGAAAAGUCCUUUUUUUAAAAAAGACAGCUGACAACCUGGUCAGGAUCCUGCCAUUGAUGGUCCAGUAAGGAAAAGGGGGAACACAGCUGGAGACAUACAACCCAGAAGUUAGAUUGCAAUCCUAACCCUACAUAUGAGUAAACCCUAAUGAAUUCAGUAGGGCUUAUGCAUGAGGGGACAUGGAAAGGAUUGCCCUGCAAAUUGCUGAUACUAGUCUUUGAGUCUCGGCAGCCUAUCCAAGUAUAGGGUUGCCAUAUUUGAAAAAAAAGUGAAAAUCUGGACACAAAAGUUGUUGGCAGAGUUGUUUAGCUUUUCUUUUUUCAUCAAAGUUGUUGAGCUUUUAUUGCAGAAACUGAACACCAAAAAAUGAGUUUUUGAGCUAUUUUUUGAUGGAAAUCACCAAAAUCAUCGCUACCGACAUGGGCUGCCAUACGUCUGCCAUAUUUUUCCCUGGACAUUUCAGUGAUUUGCACCUGGAUGCUGUUUAAGAGGGCUGAAUACCCAGUAUGUCUGGAAAAUUCCAGACAUGACAACCCUAAAAUAAAUAUUUUCCGCUAAGAGGUACAUUCUCCUAAUGCAGCUCCGUUGCUAUGAAGAUAAGGUAAUUUAGAAAAAAAGGAAAGAGACAAAUGUCUUGUAGGAGUUCCCCGUUCUGAUAUUUCAUCCACCCGCUUAACUCUGCUCAUGAUGAUUCACUUCUAGACAGAGUUUGCAAGAGACUUGGGCUCUAACUCUCUACUCUCCUUGUUUUUUGUCUCCCUUUUUGCCAGGAGAGGGAGCUGUCACCAGUGGAGCUGGAUGGUGAGUUGGCAUUGUUGAGAGAAGGUGCUGGGGAAUUGGAGUCCAAACUUCAUGGGGCACAGGAGAGGGGAAAUGCAGUAUGCUGUUUUUCACUACAGCAGACACAAUAAAAGGGCAGUGCACAGAUCCCAUCACUUUACCCAAAUAUCCCUGGGAUAGUUCUUCAGCAUCCUAGUUUGGAAGUGAUGCCAAAUGCAUAUUUUUAAUCAGAGCAAAAGAGAGAGAAAUUUCCCACAUUUCAUUCAAAAUGCUGGGGAGGAAAAAUCACAUGUACAACAUGAACAUAUGAAAAUAAAAUUGCUAUGAAUUAUUUGGCACACCAACACUACAAACCAUGAGCUAACCCAAAUUGUCCUACAAACGAUUAAAGAAACCGCAACUUGUUUCUCCAAAGUUUGCUUUGGUUUCUAGCUGCUCUUGCCUCAUGACUUUGUAACUUAAUGAACAUCUCUGGGGUGGGGAAUCGUGGCUAAGGAAGGGUGUUGGGUUAGCACGUAACAUCAAGCCAUUGUUAAAACACAAACCAAGAAUCAUAAGCCAACAACAAACCAUGGCUUCAUAUUGUGCUUUGUUGGGAGUGAACAAACCACAGUUAAGCCACUGGGCAGUGUUUGAAUGAUCAGACAAGCCAAGGAUUAUAGCAUUAUAUGCAAACUGGCCCUAUGCUGCACAAAGGCCUUUCAAAUUAAGAAGGUCAAUAAAACAGUCAUUUUUACCUUCACUCCAUCACCCAUUUGCUAUCUCAAUUCUACAAAGCAAAUGCAGCAAAAUGUUUGCUCACUAAAUCUGGUGGAACACUCUGUCACAAGAGACUAGGGCCCUGCGGGACUUGACAUCUUUCCGCAGGGCCUGUAAGACAGAGUUGUUCCACCAGACCUUUGGCCAGGGCACAGCCUGACUCCCUCCUUCGGCAAUCUUCGCGGAGCUCUGGCCCAAUGAUUGCCAUUGGUUGGAUUUGAAUUAAUUUUAUAAUGAAUGAUUUUAGAGUGUUGUGUUGUGUUGUACUGUUGUACUGUUUUAUUGUUGUUAGCCGCCCUGAGCCCGGCUUCAGCUGGGGAGGGCGGGAUAUAAAUAAAAUUUAUUAUUAUUAUUAUUAAAUGACUGUUGGUACCACAUUUUUGCUGCCCCCAAACUAGGUGUUGUAAUUCUCCUUGGGAACAACCUCUGCUCAUCACACUGCUUUGAGGUUUGUUUGUUGUUACAAUCAAGCAAAAUAUAAAUCUUAUGAAGUAAAUAAAUUGUGUAGCAAAGGAUUCUCAGUAGAUGAGAUGAGCCAAUAGGACACUCUGCUCCUCAGCAGGCAUCCCUCAACCAGAUUCCUUGAUCCUCUUUAUUCCACCUGCCAAGGAUCUGACUGUUCCCCAAUCUUUUCCAUCACCAUUACACAUGUAAUAGUUUUUUCCACUACCAUGCAUGGCUGCUAGCAUCCUUUUCCUAGCUCUUGUGAUUCUGGGGUCAGUGCAUGAGAUAGCAGUUUUGGAUUGGCACAAAAAGAUGUGGGACACUCCCACUUGGCAAUUUAAUUUAGAGUUGCCACUAAUUACGAACUAUCCAUUAGAUAGGCAAAAUAAGUUAUGUCAACAAGGGACUUACUAGAACCAUGGCAUAAUCACUGUUGUCUGGUCACAUCGUUACAUUUCAUAAUUAAAAACAUCAAGAGUUGGAAAACAGGACACCGGUGCCUAAAUGGCCAUUAUAGUCCCACACAGCAAUUUCAUUUUUUGCAGUGUUUAUCACAAACACAAAAGCUGUGCAUUAAAUUUCUUCAAAAGCAACUUGCCUUUAUUAGUGUGAGAGACAUCCAGCAACCCUUUGAAGUUUCAUAACUAGAGCAACCCCUGAGGGCAAGUUUGUUCUUUCUGUUGUCCUCUUGUCUCCUCCAUGACUGCAGGGUCUUCCUGUGUCCCCAAGGUGAGGAGAAAGGAGGUCAAGGCAGGUAUCAUUGUCUCACUUCUAUGAAAUGUCUUUGGGACUUUUCCUUGCAGAACUGCUAGAUGCCUUCAAGGAGUUUGACACUGAUCAGGACGGCUACAUCAGUUACAAGGACCUGGGAGAGUGCAUGCGAACUAUGGGCUACAUGCCCACUGAGAUGGAGCUGAUUGAGAUCUCCCAACACAUCAAAAUGCGCAGUGAGUUGCAGGGUGCAGGUGGGGAUAUGUACCCAAAAUCUGCUUCAGGAAGUGCUGCCUUGUUCCUUACAGCCCGAAGGUUUCUGGCUGAAUGCCCUCACCCCAGAAUUGCAGUUUCAGUGGUUCCUAUUACCAGGGGUACACUUUCUGAUAUUCAGAAUUGUCUUUAGGGACAAUUAAAAUAAAAGAAGCAGCAGCAGACAUUUUACAGGCUUCAGCUCCUCCCCCAGAGUCUCUAGAAGUUCUGACUGGCCAAUGGAGAAUGGAUACAUCUUCUCCAUUACACAUGAUAUAAAGGUGCAUAGGUGAGCACCAAGGAUGCAGGAGAAUUUUCAUUCAGUUUUCAUUUAAAGGCGAAUCUACCACAUUUGCACUGACCGAAACCAAAACGCAGCUGCUCUUUGGAACUCGCACUGCAGUUUUCCAGCCAAAUAAUGUUUACAAAAAUGCACAUACUAUGGGAAAGCGUUCAUAAAAAUGAAUGUAUUUGGGAAAAUAGCAUGCCAAAUUUAUUAUAGCAGGGGAAAUUGCUUCCAAAAAAUGUGUACGUCAGUCAAAAUUGCAUGCAGAAAUGUGUUUCUUAAGAGACGUUCAUUCAUAUAUAUAUAUGUGUGUGUGUGUGUGUGCUGCAAAAAUGUGGAAACAGAAUUUAAGAAUGGAAAAAUGAGAAAUGAAGAUAACUGAAUUCUCUCCAUCCCUAGUGAACAUAUAUUGUGGACCCAUACUUGCCUUAUAAAAUAUUAGCAUAUUUAGCUGUUCAAAAUGAAUCUUACCAGCUGCAGUCUGUGAUAUGUCAAAUGGUACACAAAGCUGACAGGCAGUGUACCAGCAGCUAAAAUUCUAACGAAUGUUCUGCAAUAUAUAUUUACCAUAACUAAAUAAACAAGCAGCCUCCUUGCUUUUGAACAAUAUGAUCAGACUCAGGCUGUAGAUAAGUUGGUUCAUUGUUGCUUGCGUUAAAUGCAAAACACCAGUGCUCUGCUCCCCUUUCCUCACCACUAUAACAUUUUACUCCUGAGAAAGUAACUCAUUCUCUCUAUUUCCAGCGUUCAGCUGUGAGUGCUGCUGCUUACGUACCCAAAACAGAACUGUCCGUGUACAAAAGGGAGGUGGUAUCAGCAGAUCUGGUAGAACCUCAAGGCUUGUGGAAGUACAAAAAAUGUGGGGUGGCGGCGAGGGAAUACCAAUGAGGACUGAACAUGCUCAGUAGCCACAUAAUGAAGUAUGACUGUUGGGUGAGGGGGGAGCAGUAAAUCAGCUGGGAAUGGGAUAGAGCAGGGAGGUCCAACUUUUCAUACCAAUUGGGUAGCAAGAGUACUUCCACAUGGAACCUGCAGGCCAUUCACUGCCUUGUCAUGCAGGAGAGGGGAGCAAGGCCAAAAUUUGAUGCCCCUUCCCAGCCCUCAUGCUCCCUUCCCAAAGCUGAUAAAUUAAAUGAGGCUCUGGCAGAGUACUAGAGUCCUCCCACCUCCUUCCCAAAGCUGGGAAAGGGCUAACUUGGCCUUGGGAAGGAGGUAGGAUGAUGUUAGGACCUUGUCAGAACUCUCACACCUCUUUUCCAAAGCCCAGCACCAAUCUUGCCUGGCUUUGGGAAGGUAGCACAGAGGGCUGUGGUGGGGCUGGGUGUGUGUUGUCAAAUGAUGCUGAGGGCCACCAAAAAGGAGCUUGAUGCCUCAGGCCACGUGUUGGACAGCCCUGGGAUAGAGAAUUAUGCAAAAGAAAGGCAUGGCAGACAGACUAGAACAAUGAACAGGAACUCUCCAUGCUGCAACAUUAUGCUGCAGGUUCCAUUUGUGUUACUGAGUGUGCUGCAGUCAUUCCGUAAAAAGUGCCGCUAGCUUCUCUGCCCAGUCCUUGGGAAGCUGACUUUUACUCUCCUUCUCUUUCCUCAUAGUGGGAGGUCGUGUAGACUUUGAGGACUUCGUAGAGAUGAUGGGCCCAAAGUUGCGUGAGGAGACUGCUCACAUGGUGGGCGUGAGGGAGCUGAAAAUUGCCUUCCGUGAGGUAUGAUGGGAAGCCAAUCAGCGGGAGGGAAGCAGGGAAUUGUGAUAUUCCUCAAACCAUAUUCCAUGUAAUGCUUUAGAUACAACUGCACAUUAUAUUUCCAUAAGCCCUGACAUUGUAAGGGAUUCAUCCCUGAUGAAUUGUAAGACACACAGAAGUAUGUAGGUUCAGGCUAGAAAUGUGGGUGGCAACUAGCCAGGGAAUCAUCUUGGCCCUCCAGAUGUUGUAGAACUACAUUUCCCAAUAUCCUUGGCCAUUGGCUGUGCUUUCUGUGGCUGAUGAGAGUUGUAGUUCAGCAGCACCUGGAGGGCCAAAGGCUCCUCACAUCUGGUAUAAGACAUUCAUAGCUACCCUGUCCUUUCACUACUGGAAUCAAGUUAUAUUGUUUAUCAAUUAUUAUGGGUCAAAAAAGUAACUGAUUCUCAGCAAUCCACAAAACAAGGUAACUUACUAGCACUAGAUAAGGCUUCCUCACCCUCGGCUCUCCAGAUGUUUUGAGACUACAAUUCCCAUCAUCCCUGACCAAUGGUCCUGCUAACUAGGGAUCAUGGAAGCUGUAGGCCAAAAACAUAAUAUAUUUUUCAUUGUUGUUUUUAAACUGCAAGCUUUUUGAAGACCCCGCAGGGCUAGCAAUAUGGCAUAUACAUUUCAGAAAUAAAUAUGAAAGUUCUUCCAGCCUUUUCAGGGUCUUGGAUAGUGCUCUGUGUGCGCAGAAUAGCUCUGUGUUUGCCACAUUAGUUUGUAAAACGUAUCAACCAUAAUCUUGGCUUAUUUUGGUUGCGGUGCUUGGUAGUCCUACUGGCUCCACAGAAUUAGAGAUGACAGUUGGAAGAACAGUUGGCUGCCCAUGAUGGAUCUUACUAUAGCCAAAUAAAGGGAAUUAAUUAGAUGAAGUAUUAAUACAUUGCCCUCUGGUGGCUGUCUGUGUGAAUAACAACAUUUCUUGGCAGGUGGAACAUUUCAGCCUAUGCAGGAGAACGUGUUUCUGUGUUGUGCAAGCUCCUAGGGGGCAAGUAGUACGCCUUAGAUAUGGCUAACAUGUGUUCAAAAGCAUAUCUCCUGUCUUAGUGCUGGUGUCUGUGAUGUCUCUUCUUUGAGCUGCUAUGUGCACAUAAGAUGAACCGAAACAAGAGGUGCCUGAUAGGUUUCUCUUGAUGCUAUGGAACAAGAAGCGGCUUCUAAAAAAAGCCAAAACAACCUUACCCUGGUACAGCUGCAAACAGCCAUGUUACCCGACAAAUGUAAAUGAUAUAUGAGCUUGCUUCUCACACCCACAUACCCACAGUGAUGAGAGACAGCUGCUUCUCUCUGGGGCAAUUGCACACUAUGUAUGUAUGAAGGAGUGGAGCCAAUGGCCUUUGGCACUACAUGAGGAGGUAAAAUACUAGAUGAAUGAGAAAGACACCUGCAACUGUCUCUCACUAGAUGGAUACUUCAUUUGUUCAUUCAUUCAUUCAUUCAUUUACACAACACCCCACACACUCCUGAAGGGCAUGAUAUCACAGGGAAACAACUCCUUUGCUGCUGCAGGUGGUUGUGUGAAGGGGACCAAAGCUACUAGUAAAUGCUUUCCAGCUUAGGAUAAAGGAGCCGAAGUGGAGUGGGGUGGCCAGGAUUGGGGAUCAUGGGGGUAAGCAUGAAAAGAGGAGGAUCUUGGGGGAUUUGAGGGUAAAGGAAACCGAAGUGUCUGAGCUGGAGGUAACAUUGUGCAUGUGCCCUUCUUUCUGAAGUUUGACACAGAUGGGGAUGGAGCGAUCAGUGGGGCAGAGCUGCGCCAGGCCGUGACUGUACUCCUGGGGGAGCAACUCAAUGGCCAGGAAGUGGAUGAGAUCCUGCAGGACAUGGACCUCAAUGGGGAUGGAAGAGUGGACUUUGAUGGUGAGAGAACGGAGCACCUUCCCUAUUAACCGUCUUCUCUAAAUGCAACAGGGGUUAGGGGGGAUAGAUACAGAAUAAAUGUGAAUUGUGGCUAACAUCAUGUGUAUGACAUGGGGGAUGCAGAGGGUGCACGCAGUGGCUAUCUCGGGAACUGAUUCUCCUCUUCCCACCUGUUUCAGAGUUUGUGAUGAUGCUGUCAAGCAGGUAA